CUUCCCCCUCCUUUCCCUGGGCAGGAAACGGUCAUCGUGGAGCGCUGGUGGAAGGUGCCGCUGAGCAAGAUUGGCCGCGAGCCUCGCAUCAAGCACCGCCGGUUCAAGGUCUUCCGCCUGAUAGAGGACACCAAGCACAGCCCUAAACAGCCGAUGGAGCUCCUUCUCACGGAUUCGGUAGAGGGUCUGGGGGUCCGCGGCGACCUCGUUCUCGUGGACAAGUCCUACGGCCGCAACAAGCUCCUUGCCAACAACCUGGCCAUUUACCCGUCUCCCGAAAACAAGAAGAUGCUUGAGGAGGAAAUGAAGGACGGGAAUCUGGCAAAAACCCAGACGCAAAGCGGCACAAAGACCGUACGUUUCCUGCAAACCUGCCACCUAGAGGUGGGGAUGAAGAACAAUGUCAAGUGGGAACUGACCCCCGAGAUUGUAGCCCGCCAUUUCCUCAAAAACCUCAAGGUCAUGGUUCCCCCAUAUGCCGUGAAGCUGCCGGAUGAGCCCAUUACUCGGUGGGGCGAAUACUGGUGUGAAGUCACGGUCAACGGCCUCGACACGGUCCGGGUCCCCAUGUCGGUGGUGAGAUUCAUGCUGCCCAAGACGAAACGCUACAAGCACUGGCUGGCCAACCAAGAGGCCCUGAAUGCCUCCACCGCCUCUCCGUGACGCCCUCUUAGGCCCCGAGGAGAUUGGCGGGCGGGAAGACUCUCGAGCGCGGAAACGCUCUGCACAAAAUAACCGUUUUUCACAACCGCUCUGCACAAAACAACUCCUAGAGCGGAGCCUAUCACCUCCGGGCAUCUGGACAGCAAGCCUGGAACGUUUGUGGAGGCAUUGGAAAGGUAGUACUGGAGAGUGGUCGUACGAGGCGUGUGUGUGCGUGGAGGGAUGAGACUCCCUUUCGCCCAGUUUCCCUCUCUCUGCCAAGUGGAUGUUCCUCUCUUGGGUGGGGGUUAUCAAGGCAGAUCUGGGUUAGGUUAUUAAACCGCUUCACGCCUUUCCCAAUUGCAGAAGUCCGGAGCGGUUUUGAAUCAUAAUAAAAAUAUUUCUGCCACCCC
Molecule: messenger RNA, 1055 nt
Organism: Heteronotia binoei (common prickly gecko)
Lineage: Eukaryota; Metazoa; Chordata; Lepidosauria; Squamata; Gekkonidae
Gene: MRPL9
Product: mitochondrial ribosomal protein L9
Exons: 6
Biological process (GO): translation
Cellular component (GO): ribosome; mitochondrion
Molecular function (GO): structural constituent of ribosome
Source: RefSeq, a predicted model, not a curated record